UAGCUUUAGGUCCUUAUUCACAGCCUUUUCCCCAGGAUCAGUCUGCGCGCUGUGGCCCUCCUAAAGCGCAGGCUUCUGCUCCCCUAUCCCUGUGGCUGCCAUUGUGACCUUGCAAGUCUCGCCAGCGAGGGUCUUAGUUGCCCUGUCUGCACCCGCGUUUGGAGGAUGGGCGGCGAAUGUCAUGAGCUGUACUUCCACCACCCAGCUCUCCGGUCCUGAGCCUUUGUGACUUUCCGGGCAGGGCGGGGACAGGAGAAGAUCUUUAAAUCAGUCUCCACAAGUCGCUGCCCCUCACAGGUCUGGAGUAUGAGCUCCUCUGGAGGAAGGAGCCGGGAGGCAGCAGGACCCAAAGGACCGAGAUGUGCAGCUGUCUAAGGCUCUGUCCUACACCCUCCGUCACGGAGCCUUGAAGCUGGGGCUUCCCAUGGGAGCUGAUGGCUUUGUGCCCCUGCACAGCCUCCUGCAGCUGCCCCAGUUUCACAGCUUCUCUGCUGAAGAUGUGCAGCAUGUGGUGGAUACCAAUGAGAAGCAGCGGUUCACCCUUCGGCCAGGAGAUCCCAGCACUGGUCCCCUCAUCCGGGCUAAUCAAGGCCAUUCCCUGCAGGUGCCUGAUUUGGAACUGGUGCCCCUUGAGACGCCACAGGCCCUGCCCCGGAUGCUAGUCCAUGGUACAUUCUGGAAGCAUUGGCCAUCCAUCUUGCUCAAGGGCCUGUCCUGCCAGGGAAGGACACACAUUCACUUGGCCCCAGGACUGCCUGGGGACCCUGGUAUCAUCAGUGGCAUGCGCCGGAAUUGUGAAGUAGCCGUGCUCAUCAAUGGACCCCUGGCCCUGGCAGAUGGAAUCCCCUUCUUCUGCUCUGCCAAUGGGGUGAUCCUGACACCAGGGGAUGCUGAUGGCUUCCUGCUUCCCAAGUACUUCAAGGAGGCCCUGCAGCUGUGCCCUGCCCGAAAACCCCUCUCCUUGCCUGGUGAUAAAGAGACAGAGUGUCCGAGUGGCCCCAAGCACAGCCCCAGAGGAAGGAUGAUCAAACAAUAAAAUAUUUAUUUAAAAAAUUUAAAAAGUAA
Molecule: messenger RNA, 1065 nt
Organism: Heterocephalus glaber (naked mole-rat)
Lineage: Eukaryota; Metazoa; Chordata; Mammalia; Rodentia; Bathyergidae
Gene: Trpt1
Product: tRNA phosphotransferase 1
Biological process (GO): tRNA splicing, via endonucleolytic cleavage and ligation
Molecular function (GO): tRNA 2'-phosphotransferase activity
Source: RefSeq, a predicted model, not a curated record